UGAUACUGUUUCUCUUAAGAGGGAAAAAUGGCGCUUGAAGUUCGGGGGAUGGAAGACGGAGAGCUCUCCGACUCGGAUUCUGACAUGACGGACACGGUAACGAAUAGCGACAAGCCCUUGCAGCCCCUGCAGCUGAAAGUACCAGAUGGCAAUAUUUCAUUCAGGCCUUUCCAGAGCAGCAUUGCAGUCUCUCCAGUAUCACAUUAUCGAACUAUUAAGGGUGUAGAAUCAAGUGAGGAAAGCUUUUCUGAUUCAGACGAUGACAACUGUCUUUGGAAACGAAAGAGACAGAAAUGUUUUAAUGCUCUUCCCAAACCAGAGCCAUUUCAGUUUGUGCAGAACCAUCAGAAACAGCAUAUUCUGGGAGGGAGGAAGAUCAACAAUAUAUGGGGUGCGGUUCUACAAGAACAGAGUCAAGAUGCAGUGGCUAAUGAACUCGGUAUACUGGGAAUGGAGGGCAACAUUGACAAAAGCAGACAGUCAGAGACUUAUAAUUAUUUGCUGGCUAAGAAGUUAAUGAGGGAAUCACAAACUGGAAAAUUAGACAAAGAGUUAGAUGAAUAUAUGCAGGAGGAUAAAAAAGCUAGUCCAAAAGAAGAAGAAAAUGGACAAGGUCAUAUGAAACGGAAACGACCUAUCAAAGACAGACUAGGGAACAGAGUAGAAAUGAAUUAUAAAGGUCGAUAUGAGAUUACAGAAGAGGAUACUGAAGAAAAAGUAGCAGAUGAAAUUUCUUUCAGGCUUCAGGAACCAAAGAAAGAUCUGAUAACCCGAGUAGUAAAAAUAAUUGGGAACAAAAAAGCAAUUGAACUUCUGAUGGAAACUGCAGAAGUUGAACAAAAUGGUGGACUUUUAAUAAUGAAUGGUAGCAGAAGAAGAACACCAGGUGGAGUUUAUCUGAAUCUUCUGAAAAACACACCAAGUAUCACUGAGGAACAAAUUAAGGAAAUUUUCUUUGUUGAAAAUCAAAAGGAAUAUGAAAAUAAAAAAGCUGCUAAGAAAAGGAGAAUACAGGUCUUGGGGAAAAAGAUGAAGCAGGCUAUUAAAGGUCUUAAUCUUCAAGAAUAUGAUGAUGCAUCUCGAGAAACUUUUGCAAGUGACACAAAUGAGGCAUUGGCUUCUCUGGAUGAUUCCCAAGAAGGACAAGGAGAAAGAAAAUUAGAUUCAGAAGAAACCUUUGAGAUUGAUCAUUCUCUUGAUUUGGAGAUCUUUUAAUAACGUCUUGAAUAUCUAGGAGAUUACAUUUUUCUGAAAAAAAAAAAACUUUGAAAUUAACCUUUUUAUUACAUUUUGACUACUUUGUUUCCUUUUGCACAUGUUACCUGAUUUAAAAUAAAAAGCAUUUGUUUCUGUUUUAAAGAAUUCUGUAUGUGAGACAUGAACAUAAUAGAAAUGUUAUCUAUUGUUUUUAAGAAUUCUGUCUUGUCUGGCUAAAUAAAAAGCUUAAGUGUGUUGAACUCGUA
This is a messenger RNA of Antechinus flavipes (yellow-footed antechinus), 1463 nucleotides long. It is a transcript of the gene PHAX, whose product is annotated as phosphorylated adaptor for RNA export. Gene Ontology annotation, biological process: snRNA export from nucleus. The record is from RefSeq and is a predicted model, not a curated record. The coding region runs from base 28 to 1215 and encodes 395 amino acids. Gene Ontology annotation, cellular component: nucleus. The transcript has 5 exons. Lineage: Eukaryota; Metazoa; Chordata; Mammalia; Dasyuromorphia; Dasyuridae.